Molecule: messenger RNA, 11754 nt
Organism: Chelonus insularis
Lineage: Eukaryota; Metazoa; Arthropoda; Insecta; Hymenoptera; Braconidae
Product: DNA-dependent protein kinase catalytic subunit-like
Exons: 8
Coding region: 117-11660 (3847 amino acids)
Biological process (GO): telomere maintenance; protein phosphorylation; double-strand break repair via nonhomologous end joining
Cellular component (GO): nucleus
Molecular function (GO): protein binding; protein serine/threonine kinase activity
Source: RefSeq, a predicted model, not a curated record
UUGAAGGUCACGUGAUGAACAUGUGGAUAAAUAAAAACAAACUGAACCUUCAAAAAAUAAUGGAGUAGACAAAAAAUUUAUUUACAAGUCGAAUACAAUUUUUAGUAUCUACAAAUAUGGAUUCAAUUAAAGAAUUCAUGAGUAUUUAUUUAAGAUGUUGGGAACAAAGACAAGGAUAUGAAUUAGAUAGGUUAUUUAAAGAUGGAAUUAAAUCCUUUCAAAAUCUACCUCAAAGCAAGAAAGCACUUGCCCUCACAAUGGUUUUUGAUGAUACCAAAGGAAUUUUAGUUUUCCUUAUGAGAGAAGUUGAUCAACCAGAAAUAUCAAAAGACUUUCAAGUAGCAUUCAAUACUGCAUUUCACUUUUUGCAAUUUAUUAUAACAGACUUUCGAGACGUUUGUGAACCUUACGUCAUAAAAAUAAAGAAAUGCUGUGCUUACAUAUCAACUUUAAAAACAGCUACUUAUUUGCACAAAGUUUCAUGUAUGACUCUUAUUUUAUUGAUAGAGAAUUUUUCACACAUUAAUCUUCAGUUAGAUGAUAUUAUUCGUGACUGGAUGUUGAAAAUAAGAUUCUUUAACGAGAAAGAAUUGAAUCCAAUUUUACGAGUAAUAAGUGUGGUCGCUCGUUACUACCCUCAUACAGCAGUAAUCAUAGAGAAUGCUAAUUUAAUAAGAAAUUGUGCGAUGAAACUUUUCGAUAAACUGUUUCAAGACAUUCAAAGAAAUAAACCACAUGUCUUACAAAUGACCAUAGAAUCAUUAGUAGAUUUUCUCUACAAUUUUCCUCUAAAUGAAGAUGAUCCUGAGCUGCUAAAAUUUUACAGUAAAAUCAAAGAAGUCAUUAAAGUUUUAGAGAAGAAAAAAAAGGAAACAAAAGAUAAAAUUAUUGAAGCUAUUAUAAAAUUCAUUACCCAACAGAUGAUGACAUUAAAAAAAUUAAUAUUAUGCGAUUAUGACUUUUGGCUUCGAUUUUUACUUUUGUAUCAUAAAGAUGAAGCAUAUGGUAACAUUCCAGCAAUAGCAUUAAAAGUUUAUUAUGAAGUCAUGGGUAUAGCAUUAAGUGAAUCAAUUGAAAGCCAUAAACCUGAUGUCAAUAAAUUAAAACGAAUGUUUCUACGGAACUUGGCUAAUGAGUCUAUCAGUCAAACAGAUUUACGUUUGUCUGUAAGUGGAUACACUAAUCUCACUGAAGCUUUGAAAAAAGGAUAUGGUGAUAGUUCUGUUGAAGAAAUGUAUUCAAUUAUCGCAAGUCGAAUCCUCCCACUUUAUUUCAGUGAAAGUGAAGCUUCCAAUUAUUUUGACGAUAUCGCAGAUUAUUUAGAAUCUUUAUCACGUGUUCUCCUUCAUAUGUCCAACGUAUCAAAUAAUCAAAUGAAAGCUUUAGUAAGACUUUGUAUUCUUUUCAUUAAAAGAUAUCCUGAGCUGUCUCUCGUUAAUCAAAGCUCAACAGUAAAGUUAUUCAAAAAGUCACUUUCUAAUAUUGCCAAACUUAAAGUUCAUGUUGUUCAAGAAUUUAUGAAGAAUAUAAUUUUCGAAGGAAUUAUCUGGAGCUGUUCUCAUAGUCUCUUGAUUGAUGCAGAGCUCCAACAAGAGUUGGAAAAUCUAGACAAACGGCCAAUUUGUUAUAAAAAUUAUGUUCCAUUGUGGAAAGAACUAUUGAAUUCAGCAGGCUAUGAACAAAUUUCUAUUCCACAGCAAAUUGUUAAUGAAAUAAUUGAAACAUGCAUCAAAUUGAUUAAAACAUUAAACUUGUCAAUUAAAACACGAGAGGAUAGUGUGUUUUCUGAUCUUGCUUUAUCAAAAAUAGCUGAAAAUGAAGCAGACUUUCGAAUAUUUCUUAACAUGAUUGAUUUAUAUGAUGAAAUAUUUGUCGAUAUUUCUCCUAUUCAUCUGAAAGAUAAAUUUUCAAUAUUUGUAUACGAAAUCAUUAAAGCUUCUUAUAAAUAUCCAUUGCUUUCAGGAUUUUACCGGCUAAUGAAUCGUGCAUUAAAUGUAGAGGACUACUUUGAUACAGAAGAGCAAGUUGAUAAGGAAUUAUUUAAAAUGAUUUUACAAUACUUGCAAAGUAUCCUGAACUCAGUUUAUCAAUUUCCGUAUGAGCUGCAAGUUUCUUGCAUUCAAUUGAUCUUACAUACUCCAAUAAUCUUCAUAUUACAUUUAAUCGAUCAUUUAGUACCAAUUUUUAAAAUCUCAUUAACAGUUGGAUUAAAUGACUAUGAUGUUGCUAAUAGUGCUCUAUCUGCACUAGAAAAUUAUUUAUCACUAUUGGAAAACGAUAAAAUGAAUGUAUUCAUCAAAGAAUUAAUGCCUCUUUUAGAAUUAUACUUGAGAAGUAAAGAAAGCUUUCAAGUCUACGAUGAUUCUACCAUCUCAAAAGAAAAGUCAACAAAAAAUGAUGAUGAUGAUUUAGAAAAAUUGCAAAAAAGAAUUCUUUUAUUAUUUGGAAAAUUUGAACUCUCUGUAGUUAUGAAAUUUCUACAUAAUCAAUCAUUAAAUACUGGAGCAACUUGGGAUAAAAAAAAUCUCUUAGAAUAUUCUAUAAAUUUUCCCGAUAUGAUUAUUGAUGUACAAUUGGAUAUAGUGUUACCACGGAUUACUGAAUUGGCUUUAAAUAGUAGUGAUAGACGAACAAGAGUGGGAGCAAGUGAAGUACUUCAUUCAAUCAUUGCUAUUUUACUCGGCAAAACUGUUAAUCAAAUAUCUCCAAAUUUAUCUGAGGGUCCAGAUCGAUUGGCUCCUUUAUAUAAAACUUUAUCUCCAGUUUUAUUAAGACUUGGAUCUGACUCUGAUGAAGUUAUCAGACAACUGUACAACCCUUUGACAUUACAAAUAACACAUUGGUUAAGUUCUCGAUUAAUGUUAUACUCACCAGCCGUUGGAUAUUUUGUAGAUGCUUUAUUUGACGGUCUAAGUGAUGAAAAUAAUUUUUCUCUUAGAGAUUUCUCAGGAAUUUGUUUAGCAGAAUUCAUCAAGUGGUCUAUUAAACAGUCUAGUGAUCAUGAUUUAACAAAAUCACCUAUUAACAUUAACACUGUAGUUGAAAAUAUCACCAACUUUGCUUUGCAUCCUUCGAAACAUCGAAGAAUCGCUGCUGCUAUUGCAUUUAAUUAUCUUCAUGUCCAUUUCUCCCAAACUGAAGAGAUAAUUGAUAUUUUUUGGUUUGAACUUCUGUAUGCUUUUGUAAAAAGUGUCAAUGGAUGUGAUGAUUCAAAUAUUCAAAUUACCAUUAAUCAUCUCCAGAAUAUAUUAAUUAAAAAAUCAAGUAUUUUUAACGCGAAGAAUCCUCGUAGAAAAAUCCCUACAGAAUUUAAUGGAGGAGUACUCAAAGAUGCUGUUGAUUGGCUAUUUACUCAAUGCAGUUCAUCAGAUUGUACUUUGAGAAAAACUGCAAUGAAUUUAUUUGAAAAUCUUUCUUCAAGUGUUGAUAAUUGUGAUUCUCCAGCAAAUGCUGUAAAUAAUUAUAUAGAUGCUAAUGGAAUAGAAGGACUUAAUAGAAUUAUUUUGAAAGAUGCAGAUGAUACAAUUAGAAGAAUAGUUUUGGAUUCAGAAAAAUCUCUGAACUAUUUAAAAAAUAUUUUAAAAACUUUCAACUGUUAUACUUGGUUAAUUGAAAAAAAAUUAAUUGAUACGAAUCUGCUUUUCUCUGAUCUCAAUAUAAAUAAGGACAUUAUUUUCACCUGUAUAGAAAAUUUUACUUUUGCUGUAUUAAAUCCUGAAAUGAACGGAGACUUGGUAGAUUCAAAAAAUGUCACUCUAGUCUAUGAUUUUCUAUGUCAAGUAAUAAUUGCUUUAUUUGAAUUAUUAUCAACAAUAUUACAUACGGAAAUAUCAGAAGAAAAUUGGGUGCACAAUCAAUUAUUUAUUAAUGAAAAUUUAUUCACACUCAUUUCUCGAUGUAUUAUUGAGCCUCAGGAAGCAGGAUUUGAUGUAAAGAAUUUAUUGAUUACUGAAACACUUCCUACUUAUCUGGAGAAACUUUUGAACAUUAUGGAAAGGAAAGUUUCUAUAACAACUAUUCAUUUUAUGGAGAGUCGAUUAAAUAAUGAUAUCCAAAAAGUUGCUGAAAAUUUAUUUAACAUUGAUGAUGAUUUUGUAGAUGAUUAUAUGAAACGAUUAAAUAUCGUUAAAGGAUUAAUUUUAUUAAAUAAAUGUGGGAUAUUUGAAAAACUAAAUGUAGGGAAAAAAAUUGUGUCAAAUUCUACCGAAAAAGUGUUACAAAUUUUUGAUAGUCUUAAAAUAGCUGGAACUGCUGAUAUUUUUAUAACAUUGUCAACAGAAAAGAAGAUGUAUUUAGAAUAUUUGUUAAAAUUAUUAUUACACUACAACACCAACUCGACAAAAAUAAUCAUUGAAAGACUGCUAGUUAAUUCUGCAUCACUAGACUCGGAACCGAGUACAAAUAUUUCUCAUGGAGAAUACUUUUUUAAUACAUUUAAAGAUGUUAUAAUUUCUAGUCUGUUGAAUGAUCUAACAGAACUUUUUUUAGAAUUGUCUAAUUUAUUACAACAUUACCCAGAUGUUGCUUUAUUUCUAAGCGAAGAAAUAGUGGUCUGGGUUUUGAAGCAUAAAAAUGAGUAUUCAGAAAUUUCUAAAAAAUUAGCUGAGGAAUUUAUUAAAAAUUUUCAGAUGUUUCAUCAAUCAUUAAAUGAUCAAGAGGGAAGAAAAAAAUCGUUUACUAAUAUUUAUAGUGCCGUUGUACGUUUAAAAUCUUCCAAUGUUUUGCAUAAAGAUGAACCUUUGUAUAUUUGGAUCUUAAACGAAUUCUCAUCCACUGAUGAUCUAGCUAAAAAAGCUCGAAUUCUGAAUAACUUUUUAAUCUGUUUAACUGAAGAAGAAUCAAUAUCGAGGGAGUUGGGAGUUAUUUUAGGAGGUCUGAAAAAAUGUCGACCGGAAAAUUGUUGUGAAAUUCUUCAAGGAGAUACUCUAAUGGUUUCCAAAAUUAUGGAGUGUUUUCAAGCAUUAAUAAAUUUACUUCCAGUUACCAAAUCUAUUAAUGUUCUUCAUGCUACAAUUAUCUUUUCAAUGGGAAUUGGUAAAUCUGUAUUUAAUGACGCAGCUUAUGGAUACCUGUUUCAAUAUAUCAAUAGUAUUCCAGAAACAAGAGCAUUAGAAUCACUAAAAAUAACUUACGAUUUAUUUAUGGAAAUAUCAGUAGUGAAGGAAAGGUUGGACAUCAUUCAUUAUUUUUUAAUUCCAAUGAUUGAAAAUUGUAAGUUUUUAAUUAUAGAACAAUUUUUUGAAGAAAAUAUUCAAAAUAUAUUUACAAUUAUUUCUCAAGAAUUACCAAGAUAUACAGCAGACUGUCGAAAAAUGAUUGUCUCAAAAAUUUGUUGCUUCAAGUUACUCGAAUUGAUGUUCAAUAAAAUAGAUCCUGAACAAAUAAAUGACAGAGAAGGAUUGUUUGCAAAAAAUAUUCUUGAAGAAAAUUCCAACAUCUCUGUGACUCAAAAAAUUUUCAAAUGUGCUCUCCAAGUACGUAGUUGGAAAACAGAAGUAAUAGAUCAUGAAGAAAUCUUGAGACUUCUUCAUUGUGCAGCUUAUAAUUGUUGUAUAACAAUAGCAAGUACGACAAGAGAUGAAAAGUACUAUCUCUCUUUGUUUGCAGAAAAUAGAAAAUCAGGUCAACUCAUAUGGGAGCAUAUUGUUGACUGCAAAAAGACUUACGAAUUAUCACAAACCUUUAGAGAGUAUCCGAAACAACAAAAAAAAUUAGUAAAUAUAAAAAAUACAUUAAGGAAUCGAUUAAAUGCUGAUUUAAUGUUUUAUUCUUAUAUGAAAAGCUAUAAUCUUACAAAAUCUACACUAGAUGAGAAUAUCCCUGCUGAAGAUUUUACAGCAAUAAAAUCAUCUGAGUCAUCACCGGAAUCAUUAGCUAUAACUCUUGAAGUUGAUGAUUUGAAUAAUCAUGAAUGCAUGUAUUCCAUUUGUGGUAUUUUGAAAAAAAUGAUAGAUGAUAAAAUUGGCGUUUCCGGUGAUGGAAGGAAUCCUCCGAAAGGUCUACAGUGCUUUGCUGGUUCAAUAGGAUGUGUUCAUUAUAAUGCUAAAUUGUUUAUGCUGAAGAUAAUUCUUAACAAUCAAGCAAUGUUCAAACCCUAUGCAGAACUAUUUUUAGCACCAAUAAUAAGUGUACUGAUUUCAAUGCUUACAGAAGGAAAAUUGAAUUAUAUUAUCACUGAUGCUUUACUUAUGUUGAUAGACUGGGCUGAAAUUGCUGUGCCUGAUCAAAGAAUUAGUGAACAAGCUAAUGAAUUAUUUUCUUUACUUGUUAAAAAAGUUGAUGAAGAUCUGCCAAGUGAUUAUGUUGUAAAGUACAACUUUAGAAUUGUUGAAAUGCUUGUACAAGUCUGGUAUCAUUGUCUGAGGAUUGCGCCAGGACUUAGUGAAAGAAUCAGGAAUACUAAACAAAAUCGAUUGAGAGCAGUUCAGUUAAUUUUAAUUUAUCUAGCAAACAAAAUGGCAGCUAAAUUAAUGAAUGAACCUGAUAUAUUGGAGUUUUUGAUAGAAUUUUUAAAAGAAAAUUGGUCAGAAAAAGAUGAAUAUGCUAUUCCAGCAUGUGAAGCAAUUAGUCUUUACCUGCAAUUUUCAAAUUACUCAGAGGAUAUUAUAAUAGAAGAUGAAAAUGCAGAAAAAAUCCGUCAUGUAUUCAGAGAAUUACAAAAAAGGAAUGCUGAUAGAUUAGUUAAAUGUAUUCAUGCUAUGUGUAAAGCUUAUCCAGCUUUAGCAGAUUAUUUUUUUGAAUUCAUUAUUGCGAACAGUUCGAAAAUUGGUCCUCCAAAUCUCGCUAAAUGUCUUGAAGUAUUUUUAAUAAGGAUACCAAAAAUGAAUGUUAAUGAUAUUCUUCGAGACUUGAAUUACUUGAAAUUCGUUGACUUAUUGAACAAUAAAGUCAUAUCAUGUGAAAAAGUGUGCCUUGAAAUCAUAGGAAAAUUAGUUCCUAUUUUAGAUUCUACUAAAUUAGUAGCUUAUGCUACUUUAGCUUCUGGAUAUUCUACACAUGAUUCUCCAGAGUAUCGAAAGUUGACUUAUGAUAUAUUCAUGAGUGUUUUUAAGAAAUAUUCACAGGAUAUUUCUGAAAGUUAUCAAUCACAACUUCUCGUAGACAUGAGCAAAAGAGUUCUUCUUCCAGGUAUCUUGGAUCCUUUUGAAAGUCUUCAAAUCCAAUUACUGAUAUUUUGGACUGAGGAAGUAGGACUAAAAGAAACAUGUGUAGAAAGAAUGAUUGAUAUUCUUGAUGUGUAUUCACCUGAUGUCGAAAAAGAUUUCUUACCUAUCUUUGCAAUUAUAUUUUUGCAAUUAACUAAGAAAUCUCCUAAAUAUUCACGAAAGAUGUUUGAAUCUUUAAAUUCAAGCUGUAAUUAUAAAAAUUAUCAAAUAGCCAUAUCAUGGAGGAUGAAAAAUUUAAGCUAUCGAAUUCCAUUAUUCACUUCAUCUUAUGCAAGUCAAUACACACAAAGAUUUACUUUAUCUAGUUUUGCUGGUGAUGAAAUGAUAUCGGCGUACAAUAAUUUAAUGCUACGAGCAACAUUCACAGAUUCAGAUCAGUCUGCAACAAACGAUACAUUAAUACUAGGAAAAUCUUCGACUUUAACUGAAAAUGAUGUUUUUAUUGUACCAGAAGCACCAUCGAGGAAUAUUUUAUCAAAGAGAUUCUUAAAAAAUCCAACAGUAUCCUCUACUAUACUUAACAGAAAACUGGAACAUUACCAAGCUAGAGAAGAUGCUUUUAGACAAAAUUUAAAUAAACAAAGAAAUUUAGUAAAGUUAAAUCGAAUGUAUAGAAUCGGUGAUUUUCCAGAUAUUGAAAUAACUCAUGAAUCAUUUUUAACUCCUCUACAAGAGCUCAUAAAAAAAGAUCAACUAAUUUGUAAAGAUUUAGUUGUUUCUAUGAUAUAUUCUUUACUUAAUCAAGUCCAAAAUGAAUCAAAGAAUGGUAAAAGAGAAAAUGGCAAUAAUUUAACAGUCAUUCUAGAAAAAAAGUUGAAUUAUAUUCUUGAGAAUCGACGAGGAAGUGGUUUAAUAAUUGCUGCAGUUCUAGAGAUUAUGUUCAAAAUGGAUGAUAUAAAAUUCAAUCCAACAAUUGUGACUCAUGUAUCACAAUUAGCUGGUUUUAAUACUCUUGGAGCACUUUUACUUGAAAGGAAUUUAUACACUGACACUGUAGACUACUAUCCUCCAGCAAAGAGAAGCCGUAAUGACGCUGGACCAAGUUCUUCAGUGGAAACUAAUCAAUGGAUAUACCUCGCAGAGUUGUAUGAAUCAAUAAAUGAAGUGGAUAUCGUUUUAAGUAUUUUCCAGAAUCAUGUUACAGAAAUUGAAGAACUCUGUGAAGCGGCUAUAGCUAGAGCAGAUGCGAAGUGGAAUAAAGCUAUUAAAUAUUAUGAAAAAAUUUGUAACUCCGAAGUAGAUACAAUCAGAAGACACUCUCGACAGGGAAUGUUUGAAUGUUUCGCUCGUUUGUGUGAUUGGCAGAGAAUAAUUGAAAUUGUACAACAAGAUUUAAGUUCACAAAAGAGUUUAGAAUUUAUUUUGGUCAAUUCUGAAUCAGUAGAAGAUGGAUGGAUGUCGGCUUGGUACUUCCAAGCAUUAGUUUACAGAAUUCUUACUUGGCAAACGUGUCCUGAGAAUGCCGAUGAUGAAGAACAAGAAAGAUGUAGACAAGAACAAAUGGUGUUACAAGAAUUUCAAAAUGAUUUAGAAGUUUAUUUAAAAAUUCCCAGCAAAGCUCAAAUGUUAAAAAAUUCAUUUGCUGAAGAAAUUGCUAGAAUUUGUUCAUUUGAACUUCAGGCAGAAUCAAAAGACUUCAUCAAUACUGCUUUAGACAAAGUUAGAGAGCAAUGGAAUCAAUUAAACCCACUUUCAGCUGCUCUACGAGCCAAAGAAGUAAUCAAAUUAAGAGGAAUUUCCAAUGUUGAAAUUUACAGGAAAGUUUUAGAUGAUCCAUCAAAGAUACAAUCAAUUUUAAUCAAAUAUUGGCUGACUAGUAUUCCCCAAUCGAAAGAUGAUCUACUUCCUUGGGAUAGACACAUUGCAUACAGAUGGAAUUGUAUGAAAGAUUUCAAAAACUUUAUAGAAGCUCGAGGCUUUGAAGAAGACGAAUAUGACUUCGAUUUAGUCAGUCCUAUCGUUAAAUUAAAGCUACAAAUGAUUGAAGCUGCUUUUCAGCAAGAAAAUAAAUCUCUGAUGAAGAAUUACUUACAGUUCGUUUUCAAUCAUCUUAUCGAAGACGACAAUGAAUUUUACAAUCAAUUCAAAUUGAAUAAAGUAAGAUUUCGAAUUUUAAGAGCAAAAGCUGGUAAUGCUGAAAUUAAAUUAGUCCAAUAUCCACUCAGUUGGAAAGAAGCUGAAGAGAUCUUACGUAAUGACAAUAUUGAUAUUAACACCCGAAUUUCUACCAGACAUUUCAUCAGUGAUUUAGCUUUAACAAUAAUAGAUUUAAGUACUAAAGAACCUGAACUCUAUAGAGAAAUUUUCAAUAAUAUUGAACAAUAUAUCCUGCCAUUUAUGUCAAAUCCCGAUGAAGAAAUUGAAGGAUUAAAUGCUUGCUGCUUGAAUAAUCUUAAAACAUCUUACAUGGAUGCUCUACGUCAUUCAAAGAACACAAAACUGAUUACAGACUGUUGUGAACGAUUAUUAAAAUAUUGUUACGAUAGAAUUUUAGAUAACGAAGAUAAUCGUGACUUAAUUAGAGAAUUUAUCAAAUCAACGUUAAAAGCUAUAGGAUAUGGUUCAAGAAUAGCUACUAACUAUUUUCCUUGUUUAUUAAAUCCUCGAUAUUUAGAAGAUACAGAGACAAGAAAGAUUUUUAAAAAAGAAUGUCAAAAAAUUCCUUCAUGGAGAUUCCUUAAGUGGCAAGCUCAACUUCUUACUCAUUUACCUACAUCUCUUGAAGACAUAGUAGCUCCUAUUGUGGAAAAAUUAAUACAAAAAUAUCCUAACGCUCUCAUUUAUAACUUAAAAUUAACUCUUGAUACUAAUUUAGAAUUUAAAAAUCAUCCUAUUGUUCUAAAAUACAUCCAAAAUCUUGCUCAUAAACAUGAAUUAAAUAAUUUUAUUAAAGCAAUGGAGUAUUUAGUCAGGCCUGAAUUAUAUUUGAUAUAUCAUCUGGAAAAGUUACUAGAAAGUCCCAAUCUUGGUGAUGCAGAUCUCAUUGAUAAUUUGAUGAAGAAAGUUUAUCCGGAAGAAACAAUUCCUUCAAUGCAAGGUGAUUUAUACAAAUAUAUUACAAAAUAUCGUGAAGAUAUUUUUAAGAUGAAAAGUAUGACGAUAGGUGAAAUUAAAGAGCAUGUAGUCAAGUUAAAGGAGGAAUUACUGAAGAGUUUGAACAAAAAAAAGGAUAGCAAGUAUUUAAAAGAUUAUAGUCCUUGGCUCAGUGAAUUUUGUGGAUCAGACAUUGAAAUUCCAGGACAAUAUUCUGGAGACCAAAAACCAAUGCCAAAAUAUCACGUGAAGAUAAUGAAACUUGAGUCGAAAGUCCAAGUAAUGAAGUCAGGUAAAAAGCCAAUAAAAGUAACAUUAAUUGGAAAUGAUGCAAAAAAUUAUAACUUCCUAGUGAAAUUCGGUGAAGACUUGAGACUUGAUGAAAGAGUUGAACAAGCUUUUGGAAUAAUGAAUGAGAUAUUACAGUCAGAUAUGUCUAGCUCUCGGCGUAAUUUAGCUUUGAAUACUUAUCAAGUAGUAGCACUUUCUGGAUCCUUUGGUCUUAUUCAAUGGAUUGAUAAUACCAAAAAUCUGAAUGAUUAUAUAGAAUUUAAUUUGAAUGGAGCUCAGCAAGAAUUACUUGAUAAAUUGAAAUUGGAAUAUUCUAAAUGGAUUUAUGAUGCAAGUCCUAAAGAGAAACAAUCAGUUCAAUACAAAGAAGCUUUAAUUAAAUAUGAUAAACAAGCAGUCACAGAAAAAAUGAAUAGUUUAAUGAAUAAAACAGAGUGGUGUCUGCUUCGACGUGCUUUUUUAACGUUAAGUCCAUCAUUAGAAAGCUUUAUGUCUUCAAGGAGAAAUUUUAUAAUUACAUAUGGAACUAUGUGCAUUGGUCAUUGGAUUUUAGGUAUUGGAGAUCGACAUUUAGAAAAUACUUUGAUAUCCGUAGAUUCUGGCAAAACCACAGGAAUCGAUUUUGCAAGUGCUUUUGGAGGUGGAAUUGAUCAGCCAGUUCCUGAAUUAGUACCUUUUCGAUUAACGAAUCAAAUAAAAGGAUUGAUGAAGCCUUUUAAUGAAAAUGAUGAAUUCAAAGCAAUUAUGAUUCAUGUUCUUCGGGCUUUAAGAAAUGGUAAAGGACCUUUGCUUGCUUAUCUACGAGUAGUCGCGAAUGAAAACUUGAAUUGGAUUGAACAUGCUCAAAAACUCUCAUUGAAAAUUCAAGAAAAAAAUCGAAACAUCAGUUGGUUGGCUUCCAAUAAAUUUGAUUAUGUUACAUUGAAAUUAAAUGGUAAAAAACCAUCGGAAGCAAUGCUGAAAGAAAUGAAAGAUCAACAUUAUGAUACUAAAUAUUUCCCAAGAUAUAUUGAAAUUGUAAGUGGAAUCGAAGGAUCUACUAUAUCUUUGAGAGCAAAGAAAAAUGAUGAUGAUUUAAGUGCAGAAGAGCAAGUAAGUUGUUUGCUGGAUCAAGCAACAGAUUUGAAUGUGCUUGGACGUAUGUACAUGGGAUGGACUCCAUGGAUAUAAUAGUGAUUAAAAACAAAUUUUCAUUUAUUAUAUUCAUGUGACAAUACGUGCUAAUUUUUUCAGUACUUUUUUAAAAAUAUAAAUUAUUGAUUUG